Trypanosoma rangeli is the source of this 1860-nucleotide messenger RNA. RefSeq lists its product as uncharacterized. The transcript has a single exon. The coding region runs from base 1 to 1860 and encodes 619 amino acids. NCBI's taxonomy places the organism in Eukaryota, Euglenozoa, Kinetoplastea, Trypanosomatida, Trypanosomatidae. The record is from RefSeq and is a predicted model, not a curated record.
AUGUUUUGCUGGAGAUGGGCAGGAAACGUUUUACGGAGGCGCUACUGUAAGCAUAGUGGAUCAGUGCAUGUUCUACGGGAGCUGAGGAAAAUUGCCAUCUUGGAGGCAACCACGGAUAAGCCGGUGCACGCGCGUGAUAGCACGUCGUCAUCAUUCUUGGCGUCAUCAUCCUCACCUGCCUCAGCCUCAGAGAAGGAGAAUAUCUUGCAAUCAUUGGACAGUGCUCUUGAGGCGGCGUGUAAUCGGGUAAAGUUUUCCAGAGGCGUUCUCAGCGAGGCCAACAUGCUUAGUUCAUCAACAUCGCUUAGAGCCACUUCUUUGAGUCAUUUUUUGGCGGAGUGCCGUCGUUUGAGACUGGAGAUUGGGGAGGCUCGUGAUGCUAAUAACCGCCUUCGUCUUCGAGGGGCCAUUAGGGUGUUCUGGUCGGAGAACGUGGAUAGUGCUUUGGCCUGCUGCUCCCUGCAGGGGAGGGACUUUGGGUUCCUUGCCGGGUUUGGGCUUAUCGACGACGCCUUACAUGUAUGCUUCUCCUCCCUACAGCUUGCACUUCAAUGCGUAGCGCGCGAAAAGAGUACUUGCGCUUCCACGAGCAUGGUGUUGGCUCUACACUACAUGGCCCGGGAGCUGGACCAUUUGGAAAAAAAAGCUAUGGGACCAGCAGCAUCACACUUCACGUGGCUACAAAAGAGGAGGACAAUGUUGGAAGGGAAGACUGAAUUUAAACCGCUGAAUCAAGGCAACAUCAACGUUGACGUUAACGGUGAUGGGGCUACCACAGAGUUGGCGGUGCCGACAACGGCAGAAUUAAGAAUCUUUAGGCGAAGCGUUGCCACCCUUGGUGUGGAGCGUCUCUACCUCUUCUUCAUUGAGCGGGGUGAAUCUGGCCGGGUUUUAGGUUCCGCAGAAGACGCUUUACAUGCGUUGGAGUUCUUGACCAUCGUAACAGUUGAUGAUGCUUAUGAGAGUGCGCGUGCCCUUAUUGAGGUGAAAAAGUCACGCUGGUGCCAAUCUAAUGAAGCGUAUCUCGUGACGUCCCUCUUUCGCCAUCUUGUCCACAACAGCAAAGAAUUAAAGUUCACCUCCAUCGUUCACGCGUUUAAGCUACUGCGCAUUUUCAUGCCUUUGCUCUCGCCCUCGGCACCACCACACUCUUUUACUGUGAGGCAACAAGGGCAGCUGAACUGCGGGAACAUGGCCACCUCUUCUAAUCCGGACACUGAUGUUGCGCAUACCUUAAAUGGAGGGGACGCGCCGUCAUUUCGCACAAACUCGGAAUAUUCUGACUGGCAGGCACAGCGUGAUAGUGUGGAUCGUAUUGUUUGGGGACUUUUUACGGCAUUGCAGCGAAAAGAUGCUCGUUUUGUGAAUUCGUUUCACUUUGUGCAAAUCAUGGCUACGAUUUCACGGCUUCCAGCGCAUUUCUUGUCGCGUGCCCCUCGCCCGAGGCGUCAGACAAUUACAAAUUUUGAUGUUUUUGCUGCAAGAACAAGCAACGGAGACGAAGUCACGGCGUCUGUGGCGGAAGGAGCAAUUGGACCCUCCAGAUCCGGAGAAGGAGCUAACUCAAAGACAGCGGAGGAGGUGUGGGAGUAUAUGAUUGCAAAGGCGUGCAUUUUUAUUCCGGGUUUAACUUCAGAUCAGCGGCGUCGCGUGUGCCGUGACCUCCGGCUGGCUGUUCAGAGGCGGGAGAACCACUUUGGAAACACGACAGUUGGGGAUAAACAACAGCGUUCAAAGUUGUCUGUGGUCGAGACCUUGUUGCUGCCGAUGGCGCACGAAUUGUCGCAAUACCCGAUGGACUAUGAGGCCGCCAUGUUUGAUGGUCCAGCAGAAGAAAAAAAAGGGGGGAAUGUGGUUUAG